AUGGCUGAGAAGUUGGUUAGCGAAAUUCAGCAACAGCAGCAAUCACCAUCCGCAGACUCCACAAUGAGCGAAAGAUCCCUCGUACCAUUUGCACUGGUAAAUUUACUGUCAUCACUCAAUAAUAUCGAUCCCCAACAGCAAUCGCCGACUGGAGACGCUCCAAUGGGAGACCGAAACACGAUGUUGCCCUUCGCAUUGGUAAAUUUCCUGAAUAGCCUCAAUAUUGAUCAACAAGCGCGUUCGGGGCAAAGCAUCAGCGAGCGGACGCUGGAGGAGUGCUGGUCGACACUGCAGCGAAUCUUCAUGCACAAGAACGCAAUGCAAAUGCACGCCCGCGAGCUCCAAAGGGGUCUGGGCGGUGAAGUGAAGCCACACCAGUGCCAGCAGUGCCUCAAAUCGUUCAGCUCGAAUCAUCAACUGGUGCAGCAUAUACGAGUGCAUACAGGCGAGAAGCCCUACAAGUGCUCUUACUGCGACAGGCGAUUCAAGCAACUGAGCCAUGUGCAGCAACACACGAGACUGCAUACAGGUGAACGCCCCUACAAAUGCCAUUUACCGGACUGCGGACGGGCUUUCAUCCAGCUAUCGAACCUGCAACAGCAUCUGCGGAACCACGACGCGCAGGUCGAGCGGGCCAAAAAUCGCCCCUUCCAUUGCAACAUCUGUGGCAAGGGCUUUGCGACCGAAAGCAGCCUACGUACACACACCGCAAAGGAGCUUCAGCUGCACCUUGGUGUUUUGCAGCAACACGCGGCCCUCAUGAUCGGCGGCGCGACCGCAACGCCCUGCCCGAUAUGCCACAAAGUCGUAUUCGGGGGCGAAGCCCUAGUCGAACAUAUGAAGAACACCCAUAAGGAUCCCAACGCGUCCGGCGUUGCCAGUCCACCCGCCACUUCACCGUACCCAGCGCAAGCUAAACCAAUUGAUCCUUAUAUAGCGAAGCGGCGUACUGCAAACCACCCGUGUCCUGUCUGCGGGAAGCACUACGUCAAUGAGGGUUCCCUGAGGAAGCAUCUCGCCUGUCAUCCAGAAACGCAACUGACCAGCAGCCUCCGGAUGUGGCCAUGUUCUGUUUGCCAGGCCGUGUUUACACAUGAAAAUGGACUUCUCUCGCACAUGGAGCACAUGAGGAUGGAACCGAAACACCAGUUCGCGGCCCAGUACGUCCUCUCUCGGGCAGCGGCUGAGCGUAGAGAGCGAGAUAUCCUAGCUGCCGUUUCCGCUUCCGCUGGCGGAUCUGGCCUACUAAACCUGGCUCCACCGUCCCCAACCCAUUCAGAUUCCUCAUCUAACGGGCGGCUUUCCUCAUCGGCCGGGUCGGAAGCGGGCGCAACAGUCAACAAGCUCACCGAUUUACUCAGAUCCAAUAACGGACACCAAGCGUACGGUGACGAGAGAGUGGCGGCCAUAGCGGCGGCUGCAGCGAACAUGAUGGCCCAACCCGGAGAAGGAGCAAAUGCAGUGCAAGUGGCAGCCGCAAACUUAGUGUCGGCAAUGAGACAGCAACUUGCACGAGAACCACCGCAGCAACCAGAAACGCCCACACCGAACGAAGCGGCGCUUAGAAUGCAACAAGCCGAAGCGUUACUAAGAAGCCAGGCUGAAGCGCUCAGAUUGGCGGUCUCCCAAGCGGCAGCGGCACACGGCAAUGACGCCACUAGUCCACUUAGACAUAACGGCGGUUUUCCCGCACAGACUAACGACGUAAGCGGCCAACUCUCACCCGAGCUCGUGGAGGCGUUCAGAAUCGCACAAGAACAGAGACUAGAGCAAGCGUUGCGAUUGCACGAUCCGAGAAUGCUUGGCUUUAAUCUACCUUCACCGCAACAAGUUGCCCAGCAGGCGGCCCAGCAAGCUGUAGCUGCUCAGCAAGCUGCUCAGGCACAGGCUCAAGCACAAGCUCAAGCCCAGGCUCAAGCUCAGGCUCAGGCUCAAGCUCAAGCUCAGGCUCAGGCUCAAGCUCAGGCUCAGGCCCAAGCUCAGCAGCAACAUAUGCAAGCAGCUCAACAAGCCGCACAACAAGCAGUCCACCUACAACAAAACCCUCAACCAUGA
Parnassius mnemosyne (clouded apollo) is the source of this 2055-nucleotide messenger RNA. Lineage: Eukaryota; Metazoa; Arthropoda; Insecta; Lepidoptera; Papilionidae. The record is from the annotation of a GenBank genome assembly.